AUGUCACUCAAUGGAAAUUUCAAGUGUUUGAUUCAGUUUAGAUUUUUUAUUUUUCAUUUCAUUUUAUUUAGGCAUCCGUCGAUCGUGAUAUCACAUAUCGUAUUUCGGUUAGCGGCAAUUCUGUUCUAUCUAUCUGCCUAUUUAUUUACGGAUUCAUUCAUCAUACAAUUUCUGGUUAUUUUGUUUCUUUUGUCGUUUGAUUUUUGGACAGUAAAAAAUAUUACUGGUCGUUUGUUGGUUGGUCUACGUUGGUGGAAUUUUGUUGACAAUGAUGGCAAAAAUCAUUGGAGAUUUGAAUCUGCUAAGGAUACGAAUCGAUUUGAUGCGUUUGAGCGUCAAAUAUUUUGGGGUGUUCUAGUAAUUGCGCCUGUUAUGUGGUCAAUUUUUGCAACAAUAGCUUUUCUUACUUUCAAAUGGGAAUGGAUGAUUGUUGCAUUAAUGGGAAUGGCGAUGACCACUGCUAAUUUAUACGGCUAUCUGCGGUGCAAAUGGAACAAUGCACAAGAGCUUAGCAAUUAUAUUUCAAAAUGGGCUUUUUUCUCGGUUAUUUUCUUUUAA
Dracunculus medinensis (Guinea worm) is the source of this 558-nucleotide messenger RNA. The record is from the annotation of a GenBank genome assembly. NCBI's taxonomy places the organism in Eukaryota, Metazoa, Nematoda, Chromadorea, Rhabditida, Dracunculidae.